CGACACUGAGAGGGAAGGAACGUGUUCCACACCAGUCUGACGUGUUUCCGAAAUUUCUGUUAAGUGUUUUGGGGGAAAUCUUCCGAUUGCCAGAAAAUUCAGAUGGUGGCGAAUUGGUGCUUAGCGGAGAUGCCUGUUAAUAGCUUUGUUGAGCGCGAUGUUAUGGAAAACGUGGAUGUUAUCAACUCCGCAAUUGCCGGUCCGACAGUGACCACAUCGAACAGUUCAAUAGUUACUCCGCAUCAACACGUGUCACAUGUAAGCAACGGCGGCGAAGAAUCUACCAAGAGUAAAGAAGCAUCACCUGAAGAUGGGAAAACCGGCGGAAGAAGACGAAAGAGACCCGCGCAACGAGGCAAGCCACCUUACAGCUAUAUCGCACUGAUUGCUAUGUCGAUAGCCAACUCGCCGGAACGAAAACUGACUCUUGGUGGCAUCUAUAAGUUCAUCAUGGACCGAUUCCCGUUUUACAGAGACAAUUCUAAAAAAUGGCAAAAUUCCAUCCGCCACAAUUUGACAUUGAAUGACUGUUUCGUGAAGUUGCCGCGUGAGCCCGGUCGUCCCGGUAAAGGCCACUACUGGACGUUGGACCCAGCAGCCGAAGAUAUGUUCGACAACGGUAGCUUUUUGAGGCGGCGUAAACGAUUCAAGCGAUCGGAUCCAACUGAGGGUGGUUAUUUGAACGGACACGGUUACAUACAAGAUAGUGCCUUCACACCGACCGCCACUGGCCGUGCACACUACCAAGCUAUGUAUGGACAAACGUUAUACAGUCAACAGAACACAGCGUAUACGCCGGGAACGCAUCAUCCAGCGAUGCUAUCUCAUUAUCCGACUACGGCCACAGCACAUCCACCUGCCAUGGCGACAACAUCUGCACCUCGCAUCUUCACCAUAGAUAAUAUAAUUAACCAUGAUCGUCAAGGGCCAUUAGCAAACGGUACUCUUUCAUCCCACCAUGGACUGAGUUCAUCAUAUGUACCAAACGCGUUUGCGUCGUCAACCAUCGAUUUAACUCCAAGAUCGUCGACUUCCGAUCAAAGCCGGAGCACCUGUGGAAGUCCGCAGUCGAUUCAUUCCUCGCCGGUCAUUCCGUCAAACAUAUCCCCUGAUCGGGCUACUACCACUUUCGCGUCACACGCAGCAUAUCCCUACGCAACGAUACAAAGUGCGGGACCGGAUACAAGUACUAAUAUUUUCACGAAUUCAUCACUUCACACUGCGAACAAUAUACCGAUGAGCUCCACGUCAUCGGCACCUAGGUAUCCCGGUUCAUGCGUAGAGAACGACUUCGCGUUUUCCUUCGCCGCCAACGCUGCGGCGACUAGGUUUAACACGUCUCAUCAUUUUAUUCGACAGAAUACAUUUGGGCAUGAAAGGCUCAUUCCCCAGACAUCAAUCUAAGCAGAGUAAGACACUGUUAUCACCGAGUGGUAAAUGAGAGACUAUUAACAUAAUAUAGUUUUUCCAGUUUUAUUUUUUUAUUUCAAAGUAUUUACAAUAGUAGCUUUAUAGUAGUCGCUGACUUGUAACUAUAAUAUUAUAUAUGUACAAACGUACAUACACAAAUAAUUGCCAUUUGUCGAAUAUGCACUCAUAAAUACAGGUUUUCCAUUUUAACAAGUUUAAAUUAUACAAUCUUGUAUCUCGUUACUCAGUUUAACGUGUAAUUAUAUGUACACCCAACGUUCACACAGACACCGCCUUCAGUUAUGUACGACUCGGUCCGAGUCUUAAAUUCCUUUAAACCUACUGACUAUGCAUAAUCCGGUCCCUGGUAUAUUGUGCUGUCGAAAUCGCUUUAUUCGAUUUACGGAUUGCGAAGCAAAGACAGACACAUGGCGACAGUGCGAGUUUGCCAUGCAAUACGAUCUACCUGUCUCUACCCACAGUCGCACCCUAUCCAAAAGCACUUUCUCUUUUUUACACUUUUUUUUGGAGACGGUUAAUGGGGAUUAUAACUUCUUAUGUCUUAGCUAAAUCAAGGCUGACUGAAUUAUUCCAAGUAGAAUACUGUUUGAUUGUUCACGGAGUUAAUUAUACCCGAAUUCGAGGCUGAAAUCCAUUUAUUUUCAAGUAGCGUUCCACAAGUGGGUGGCAGGUUUGGAAUUCCAUGGUAAAACUCAAUCAGAAAUGUCAACACGAUUUUCUAUUUUUGCAGUUCGUUUUUUUUUUUUUUCUUUUUCUCAAAUUGAAAAGUCAAUACAAAGGAUAUAUGCUAUAUACCAAUGUUACCAAACACGUAUUUUGUUGUUGUUUAGCUAUUUUAUUUUUAUCUAAUUUAAUAUUGCCUCCCUCUAUAUAGAAAGUUCUCUCUCCCUUCGACACAGGAACAAUUUUACACACAUAAUGUAACUAAACUCACAGGUAGUAGAAGAUAUUGUCAGUCAGCGCUACAACGUUGGCAAAAAUAGUGUAUUUUAGAGUUCUGAAUAUUAUAAAGAUAAUUACUAUUAUAAUACAAAUAUUAACUACAUGUAUUUCUUUUAAAAUGUAUAUAGCAUGCAUUUGUGUGCGUUUAUUUUGUUAUUUUAUAUCAGCUAUAAGCAGUAUUCUUUUCCAGUUUGUUUUGUAAAUCGUGCGUUAGUUUGUUUUACUUGAUAAGAUUGCUGUUACCAAGAUCCAAAUAAAAAGUACACGAUGCAUUAAUAGUAA
Saccoglossus kowalevskii is the source of this 2655-nucleotide messenger RNA. RefSeq names its product forkhead box E1 (gene foxE1). Gene Ontology annotation, biological process: anatomical structure morphogenesis; cell differentiation; regulation of transcription by RNA polymerase II. NCBI's taxonomy places the organism in Eukaryota, Metazoa, Hemichordata, Enteropneusta, Harrimaniidae. Gene Ontology annotation, molecular function: RNA polymerase II cis-regulatory region sequence-specific DNA binding; DNA-binding transcription factor activity, RNA polymerase II-specific. The record is from RefSeq and is marked provisional.